Darwinula stevensoni is the source of this 351-nucleotide messenger RNA. NCBI's taxonomy places the organism in Eukaryota, Metazoa, Arthropoda, Ostracoda, Podocopida, Darwinulidae. The record is from the annotation of a GenBank genome assembly.
AUGGAAGGCUAUUUUAGUGGUAUGGGAAAAUUUGAAAUCACAACUAGAAAAAAUGGCGAGUUUCAAUUCAAUUUGAAAGCCGGCAACGGACAAGUAAUUCUAACCAGCGAAGGCUAUGCCACCAAAGCAGCUUGCUUGAAUGGCGUGGAAUCGGUGAAGAAAAAUGCUGCAGACGAUGGUCGUUUUGAGCGCAAGACUUCAGCCAACGGCAAAGCGUUCUUCAAUUUGAAGGCGGCUAACGGACAAAUCAUUGGCAGCAGCGAGAUGUACGAGACAGAAGCUUCGCGCGAUAAUGGUAUUGCAUCAGUGAUGAAAAACGCACCUGAAGCUACCGUAGAAGAUAACGCGUAA